GUGGCUGAAGGCGGGCCCAUCAGCCUUUAAGAAGAUAUAAUUAGAAAACAUUUUCCCUUGUUAAUCUGACAGUUGUUUGCAGAACUGAAUUACCUUGGAUUCUUAGGAAUGGACUCAGAAAUUAAGGAAGAAAUUCCUGUACAUGAGGAAUUCAUUUUAUGUUGUGGAGUUGAAACCCAAGUUCUAAAAUGUGGUCCCUGGACUGACCUCUUCAAUGAUCAAAGUGCCAACAGGCCUAAGCUGCUUAUUUUCGUUAUUACUGGUAACCCAGGUUUUUCUGCUGCUUAUGUGCCAUUUGUGAAGGCUUUGUACUCUUCAGUAAACAAACGUUUUCCAGUUUGGGUUAUCUCUCAUGCUGGGCAUGCCUUGGCCCCCAAAGACAAGAAGAUUCUUACAACCUCAGAUGAUCCAAAUGCUCAAGAAGUUAAGGACAUCUACGGACUCUGUGGUCAAGUAGAACACAAGCUAGCUUUCCUGAGAACUCAUGUACCAAAGGAGAUGAAACUUGUGCUCAUCGGCCAUUCAAUAGGCUGCUAUAUUUCCCUUCAGAUUUUGAAGCUUGCCCCUGAGCUCCCAAUAAUUCGUUCCCUUCUGCUCUUUCCAACAAUUGAGCGAAUAUCUGAGUCACCCAACGGCAGGAUCGCCACUCCACUUUUCUGCCGGUUUCGAUAUGCUCUCUAUGUUUCUGCAUACUUAUUACUUAAACCAUGGCCUGAGAAAAUCAAGUCCUUGAUGAUCAGAAAGUACCUUCAAAUGAUGAACCUACAGACUGAAUUUUCGUUACUGAACAUAUUGGAACCAUUCUGCCUUGUUAACGCUGCCUACCUUGCGAGCCAAGAAAUGAUGGAAGUGGUGAAGAGAGACAAUGAAACCAUAAAGGAACAUUUAUCGAAGCUUACAUUUUACUAUGGUACUGUAGAUGCCUGGUGUCCAAAAGAGUAUUAUGAAGACAUGAAGAAAGAUUUUCCAGAAGGAGAUAUCCGACUCUGUGAGAAAAAAAUACCUCAUGCUUUUGUCUUAGGUUUUCACCAGGAAAUGGCUGACAUGGUAGCUGACUGGCUAAAGGAUGAUCUGUCCAAAUAUAAAUACUGACACCAGGAAACAAGCACAGGCAGCUGGUAUAUAGAGGCAGUAGGUGUAAUAGAAUACUUAGUAGGUAAAUGUUUAAUUAUAAUGUUGGAUAUUAGAAGAGAAAAAACUGAGAACCUCUUGGCUUAAAAACACUCAGCUCCCAGAUCCCCAUGCCACAUGCUGAAGUGAACACGGGUGAUGAACUAUUCCGUAGAUUUAACAACACGUUAUCUGAGACUCAGGGAACACAGUGAUCGAAGCAAGGGCUCUUAUAUUUGCACGAGAUGCCCAGGGCACCGUUCAGUUUACUCUGGUAGGUAGGAUCCCUCUAGAAAAAAGCAAGUCCAAGUUUAGUUGAUUUUGAGUUACAUUGUAGAAUAGGCUCCCCUGGAGGAAACCAUGAAACACCUGCUAGAAAAUGUAAAGGAGAUCAGGGAAUGUUAGUGCAGUCAGAUCUGUGAAGUGUAUGAGCUCAAGAGAAGGAUACACUCAUGUUCCAGUAGCAGGAAAGGAUGAGCAGUGGAUCUUGGCAGUGGACCCGGGUCUCCCUUAAGGACAGAAGGUGAAGAUCAGCCCAGGCUAACUUUGCACAGGUCUGGGCUGAGAACAUCAGAAUCAGACUGGAUACCAGGACAGCCCACAGACCCACCUGUUACUACCUUGCAGCAUGUCACAAACCACCAAGUCAGCCUUUUUUCUGGCCAUCAGUGGCACAGACCCAGGCAGAGCCACCAUCAGGAAAGGUACUGUUUGUCUCCAUCUCUGAGAAGCUUCCUUGAGGAGUGUGACUUCCUGAUCUACCUGCAUUAGGCAGAGAAUAAAGUUUGCCAGACAUUCCUCUUGUCAACUAACUAGAACAGAGUUGUUGAAGGAUCCCAACUAUGCCUCCCAACAGCGGAUAUCCAGCAAGCUCUGUCUGAGCCUUAGCCUGCUGGGUUGUAAGCUCCCUGCAGGCUCCUCUUCUCCAGAACCCGGAUGGGGAGGCACUGGGCUGUCCCAAAUCAAGUCCAUACCUGCCACAUGCAGUUGCCUCUUCCGUGAUUUUUUUCAAUAAAACUCCAUUGAGGACCAGCAAUGAGCCAAGUACCAUGCUAGGCACUGAGGAGAGAGUUCCUAGCUACAUUAUGACUCUUCUUCUGAAAAUCUUAUAGUAAUUCUUGAAAGGGCAUUUUUAAAUUGCUGAAUGGAGAAUUACCGUAAAUGAGUUCUCCAUGUCUGCAUUAGCUUUGUUAGUUGGAAAGAAAUUAUUUUCAUAAUGGACCAAAACAAGCCAUUAAAUUAUGUGAAUUCAUCUUCUCUGGAUGCUUGAAGUCUAGUAAGAGGAAGCAUGUUCUCUGGCCUAGAGCGCGCUAACAGCAUUGCUGCCCUCCCUGAAUUGACUCAAUCCCGGGACCUUAGGAAGCAAUACAUCCUCCCGACUGCAGUGAUGGUCAAUGAUGGAUCAGACACAUUCGGUUUCUCCUAAAGGAAAUCCCUCAUGGCGUUAUCAUUCUUUCAGGACAAUGGGAUAUUGUCCUUCCUCUCAAAACCUAAACCGCCUGACGAAAGAUUCAACUCUGAUAUGCCGCCAACCCAGUGGUGAGUGUUGAAUGAGUUACUAUCCUUUGGCAUGGCUUCUGCAUCAGAGCAAGUGACUUCUCAGAGGGGAAAAGCCAAGAGCCAGGGAAGGAGUGCUCUUUGCCCUGAGAGGAGCCAGUAGACGCAUAGGCCAUUGGCACAGGGCUGCACACAAAGUCCUUAUUGGCAUCUGCAUGGGGUGGCCUUCCAGAAUUCUGACGUUAGAAGCUAGAACUCACGGCUCUGAAGUGCCUUGCUUGCAAGAGAUACUCGGUAGUACUAGCCGGACACACUAGCCAGUCCCUUACUGAGUAUAUCAUGCUACUGGAAUACAGAAUAACAUCCCCAGCUUUUCUUACAGUGUUAUUUUACAGCAUCACUCUGUGUUUCUGAAGUCCACAUGUAUAAAAUCGAAUCUUAUUUUAUAGGUUUUUUCAGAGCCUAAAAAGUAAAAUGUUAAAGUAAAAGAUAUUGGUUCUUAUUUCCUGUUUAUCAUCUAAGCACCAAAUGAAUUUUCGAAAUAAAUGUUUUCCCAGCACUGUGA
This is a messenger RNA of Equus quagga, 3172 nucleotides long. RefSeq names its product lipid droplet associated hydrolase (gene LDAH). The transcript has 7 exons. The record is from RefSeq and is a predicted model, not a curated record. Lineage: Eukaryota; Metazoa; Chordata; Mammalia; Perissodactyla; Equidae. Gene Ontology annotation, molecular function: lipase activity. Gene Ontology annotation, biological process: lipid storage. Bases 109 to 1092 code for a protein of 327 amino acids. Gene Ontology annotation, cellular component: lipid droplet.